GGCUCCUCGACUUCUAUCCAACGAUCCUGUCAAUUUCGUUUCAGAUCUUUUGAGAGCUGUCCCAGCCCCUUUGCAACCAUGCAGGUCGAAGUUAACCCCAACGAGGACACUGAGUGGAACGACAUUCUCCGCAAGCAUGGCAUUAUCCCCGAAAAGCCACAAGAUCCCGAACCUCUCAUCCAAGAAGCUUUGGUCGAGGCAGAGCGCAAAGCAUAUGAGAACCGGCUAGAAGAUAAGGAUUUAGAUGAGCUAGACGCUCUGGAGGACGAGGAAGACGAGGCAUUUCUGGAACACUACCGCCAGAAACGAUUUGCUGAACUAUCUACACUCCAACAGACUAGCGUCCACAACCAAGUAUACCCCCUACAAAAGGUCGACUAUGGGCGUGAGGUGACUGAAGCCUCGAACAAUUGCUUUGUGCUGGUUCACCUGAGCUCUUCGAGCGCCAAUGUCGAAUCCCAACGGCUAACAGAGCUAUGGCGGCAACUGGCGGCGAAGUUUGGUGACAUAAAGUUCUGCGAGAUCCGAGGCAAUAUGUGCAUCGAAGGAUAUCCGGAAAGGAACACCCCUACGAUCUUGGUUUACAGAAAUGGUGAAAUUGUGAGACAACUCGUAACUUUGAGAGAGCUGAAAGGGCCGAGGACCACAGUUGAAGAUCUCGAGAAAAUGCUCCUGGAAUUGGGUGCCGUCAAAGAAAGCGAUGUUCGUCUGAAGAAGAGAUCGGACUCGUCGGACGAUGAACGCCCAUCUAAAAUCAAGUCCUCCAAACCCACCGUGGAGGACGAUGACGACGACUGGGAUUAGGUGGAGUGUUCGGUAAAUAUAAAUCCUAAAAUAUGCAAGGUCGUGGCCGUUUCCGUAUGCGUGACUGCACACAAUGAGCCCUUGUACAGGACGAACACGAAUUUACAUCUCUGCCGACAUGUACACGGUAAAUAGCCAGUUGCCACUCUAUAGUUCAUUCAGGUUCGAGCUGUACUGCCUGGCAGAGGGUUGAUUCUACUAACCACCCCGAAUCUCUACAUCCUGGCAUGACAUGUAGAGGUCCAUGUGGUCCCUUCUCUGACCACAUACUCACAUGAGGAUUUAGUAUGUUGAGAGUUGUUCGCGUUCAUUGACGCAGGUGUGUUGACAACCCAUAUCUUUUCUCUGUAUUAUAGCGAUAAUAGCCAACAUCAUGG
Messenger RNA from Aspergillus sclerotioniger CBS 115572, 1181 nucleotides. Its product is annotated as phosducin family protein. Gene Ontology annotation, biological process: protein folding. NCBI's taxonomy places the organism in Eukaryota, Fungi, Ascomycota, Eurotiomycetes, Eurotiales, Aspergillaceae. The record is from RefSeq and is a predicted model, not a curated record. Bases 79 to 804 code for a protein of 241 amino acids. Gene Ontology annotation, cellular component: cytoplasm. The transcript is spliced from 4 exons.